Molecule: messenger RNA, 5459 nt
Organism: Syngnathus typhle (broad-nosed pipefish)
Lineage: Eukaryota; Metazoa; Chordata; Actinopteri; Syngnathiformes; Syngnathidae
Product: neuropilin and tolloid-like protein 2
Exons: 10
Coding region: 914-2701 (595 amino acids)
Molecular function (GO): protein binding
Source: RefSeq, a predicted model, not a curated record
UCUUCAAUUGAUUUAGGUAGAGCAGUGAAAUGAAAUAGCUUUUUAUUUUUGCUGAGAAGACCACUCCGCCCCCCCGACACACGCGUUCCCUCCCAGAAACCUGCUGCAUAAAACAUCCGUAAUGAAGACACAAGUAUCAUAAGCACAACCGGAAAUCGUCAUUUUCCACAUCCAUCCAUAAUUGAAUCAAUUGUGAAAUCCAACCAAAUCAAUCACUAGAUAUCCAAAAAAUGUGCCUGUGGGUGAAUUGUAAUUGAUUGUGAUAUAACAGUAAAUCUAAUUUACAUAAUAAUUGCACACUGUAUUUUAAGAAGCACCUUAUAAAUACCUUCGAACACUUUAGCCCUGAUCUUCAUUCGUAACAUUUCUUGGCUUACUGUAAUUACUAUUUAAGUGUUUUAUUUUUAAAGGUGCCAACCGGAAAAGGCUUUGUGCUUAUGUCGUCUGCUUUGACGACGCUGGUGACGGACUCACGCUCGAUGUCAGCAACGCCCGCGGCUUUAAAUGCUCCUCGUGCGGGCGCAGCUCCUCCUCUGCGCGCCCACGGAAUUUGGAGCAGAGCAGACCUCAUUCUCCUCCUCAUCAUCAUCAUCCUCCUACUCAUAUUAAUUUCUUCUUUUUUUUUAACUCUCCCUCUUUCUUGCUCUUUGGAUAUCUACCUGGAACGUCUCACUUGAGGGAGGGUUGCAAGUCCCAGGUGGAAGCCGCAAGCUGGUGAGUGACAUGGCCGGUCGGAGAGACUGAGAAGCUCCAGCCGACUUCCAUUGCGCGCACAAGCCGACGAGGAGGCGUUGGGUGCGAGACCCGCGAGAUGGAUGAACCCCCUUGUAGAUGUUUACUGGGCGCUCCUAUGAAGAUUGACGCGACGGGAGGGUUCUAGCCAGAAAAGGAGAGCAUUUUUGCAGAGGAAAUAAUGCACAGAGCGUGGAUCCUCCUCGUUCUCAUAGAAGAGGGCCUCGCUCUGGCACAGAGAACUAAAGACUCCCUGAGCGACAAUGGCGUCCAGAGCCCGAACCAGAAUGAUUGCGGCACGUGGGUACGCAACAUCAACGGCGGCGUGUUUACGUCACCAAAGUACCCUGACACGUACCCGCCUAACAAGGAGUGUGUCUACAUCCUGGAAGCACUACCCAGGCAGAGGAUCCAGCUGACCUUUGACAAGAACUACUACAUCGAGCCGUCCUUCGAGUGCCGCUUCGACCACAUCGAGAUCCGCGACGGGCCCUUCGGCUUCUCGCCUCUUAUCGACCGGGUGUGCGGAGGGAAGAACCCGGGACUGCUCACCUCUACCGGGCGCUUCAUGUGGAUCAAGUUCACCAGCGACGAAGAACUGGAGGGUCUCGGAUUCCGGAUCAAGUACACGUUUGUUGCAGACCCUGACUUCCAUCUGCAUGUGGGGGGACUGUUAAACCCAAUCCCGGACUGUCAGUUUGAGCUCAGCGGCUUCGACGGGAUCGUUCGCUCCAAUCAGGUGGACGAAAGCAAACGGGUCAAGCCGGGAGAUGCCCUGGAUUGCAUCUGGACCAUCAGGGCCCCCCCUCAGUCCAAGAUCUACCUACGCUUCAUGGAGUACCAGAUGGAGCACUCCAACGAGUGCAAGAAGAACUUUGUGGCCAUCUACGACGGCAGCAGCGCCAUCGAGAACCUGAAGGCCAAGUUCUGCAGCACGGUGGCCAACGAUGUCAUGCUGGAGAACGGCGUGGGCGUGGUGCGCAUGUGGGCCGACGAGAAGAGCCGACUCAGCCGCUUCCGCCUGCUCUUCACCUCCUUUGUAGACCCCCCUUGUUCGGCCAACACCUUCUUCUGUCACAGCAACAUGUGCAUCAACAACUCACUGGUGUGCAAUGGUGUCCAGAAUUGUGUCUACCCGUGGGAUGAAAAUCACUGCCAAGAGAAGAGAUCCGGGGGUCUCUUUCACCAGAUCACCAAGGCCCACGGCACAGUUAUUGGUGUCUCAUCCGGGAUCGUUCUUGUUCUUCUUAUCAUUUCUAUUCUGGUCCAAAUGAAGCAACCACGGAAAAAAGUGGUCGUCCGCCGGCCAGGUGUCUUCAACAAAGCGGGUCUCCAGGAGGUCUUUGACCCACCUCACUAUGAGCUCUUCUCUCUGCGUGACAAGGAGAUGUCGUCUGACCUGGCCGACUUGUCAGAGGAGCUGGACAGUUUCCAGAAGAUGCGGCGCUCGUCCACCAUGUCACGCUGCGUACACGAGCACCACUGCGGCUCGCAGGGCUCUGUUGGGACGGGCGGCGGCAGCAUGAAGCACAGCCGCACUACGCUGAGCUCCAUGGAGCUAUCCUACCACAACGACUUCUCCAAACCACCACCCAUGAAGACCUUCAACUCCACCGGCACCUAUAAGAAGAGCUGCUACGGCUACAAGCAGCACGGGCAGAGUCACGACUGUGACCAGCAGGUGAUCGAGGACCGCGUCACGGAGGAGAUACCCUGCGAGAUCUACAACCGAGGGGGCGGAGCUACAGGUGGCCUCGGCGGGGCAGUGGGCAUCACGGGGGGAGUGGCCAUGGCUGGAGGUAUGGGGAUGGCGGGCGGCGUGGCCAUGGCCGGGCCCAGUGGCAUCGCCGGUGGCAUCGGCGGUGGGAUGGGAGGAGCCUGCGGCACACUCACCAUCCGUGGCACCAGCAGCCGGAACAGCACCUCAGUGGUGGACCCACAACAGCGCUCCAUGUCCAUGGACUUCUAGGAGGAGAAUCUUACCUUGUGAGGUUGGAAAAAUGAGAUGAAGGAACGGGAACAGAACCUCUGUGGUCCACUACCAACAUCAAUCCAUGUCCAUGGAAUUCUUGAGGAACAAUGUGUGUUUGAAAAAAAAAAAAGCGAAUCAAGAAAGCAGAACAGAACAUCAGUGGCCACCUACCAACAGCGCUCCAUCUCCAUGAACUUAUCGAAGGGGAAUUUUCUCACCCUUGGAUGGCAAAACCUGUUCCAUAGAACCAGAACAACCAAGAUGGUCCAAAUCCAGACAUGCAUGCAGACACUCGCUUGGUCCAUGCAAUCAGCUCGACGGAAGAACCCAAUGAGAGAUUUUCUGAACUUGAUACAACCAUUCACCUGGCCAUGCAUAGGUAUAACAGAUAUACAUGUAUAUUUAAUAUAGUGACUUCAAAUAAUUUAUUUGAUUUAUUUUUUAUUAUUAUUAUUUUGGUGCGUGUUCCUUAUCUGUCACAACUAGGAUUUAUUGACCUUGUAACAUGGAGGGGAUUGAUGGGAUCCCCAAAGUUCUCAACGGAUCGGUCUUUUGGUUAUAUCCAAGUAGAUUAGUCCAAAGUUCACCUUGUCUGCUCACAAUCACCCGAUCUGUUUCUCCCCUCGCCGAGUUGGGUUGCAUCACGACAAACCCCUGUGACGCAAGACUCAUCACGGUCACAGGAACGCUAAAAGAAAGUAGUUUAAGGUUCUGCUGGACAAUCGAACGCACCAGCACAUUGCCAAAUGCACUUUAAGCAAAGACUUGACCAAUAAGUCAGCAGUCACCAUUACUGACUCUUGUCAUCUGUAUCAUCAUUAUAAUAUUAAGGGUCUCUAAACCUGACUGGUUCACAACCAGAACCUUCUGGAGUUCCUUCCAAACUGUUUAGUAUUUGGGGAGGUCUCGUUCAACGCCACUAUUAUUAUGCUUCGGGUGAUUUAGGUUACAAUUGGACCGUUGCCAGAGUCUAUUUGGAAGAGUUCCGUGUAGAGAUGCACCGAUCCGACUUUUUCAGUUCCGAUACCGAUACCGAUGCCGUGGUUUGCGUAUCGGUCGAUACCCGAUACCGAUCCGAUAUUAUGGUUGACUUAACAAGCUACAUAACUCUACAUGUGGAACAGAAAAGACCAAAGGCAAUGGCAUCAGGCAGACUACGCAGUUCUUUGCUCUAAAUUAGGGGUGUCCAAACUAACGGUCCAGUUUUUAUUGGCCCGCAGCAAAUUCUGAAAACAUAAUUGAAUAUGGCCCGCACAAGAAGCUUGAGCUCAGCUUCUCAGUUUCCACACUAGAUGGAGCCCGCCACACAAAGCGUUUGACGUCCCAUUAACACCCCCCCGGAAGAGAAGCGAACACGCAGCGUUUGACAUCCGAUUAGCCUCCCCCCCCCCCCAUUCGGGAGAGAAGCGAACGCGCAGCCUUUGACGUCCCAUUAGCAACCCGAAGAGAAGCGAACGCGCAGGGUUUGACGUCCGCUUAGCAACCCGGGGAAGAGAAGCGAACGUUCGCUCCAUGUUUGCGUUUGUUUAGAAAACUCUCGUGGCAUGCGGCACACGUGCUGCUGGCGUAUGACGUAGCCCGCGUCCCAAUAGAUUAAGGAAAGUAUCGGCUCACAGAUCGGCUGUAUUUUCCGAUACCCGAUCCAUCUAUUUUGUUGAUAUCGGGGCCGAUAUCCGAUCCAGAUAUCGGAUCGGUGCAUCUCUAGUUCCGUGUAUUCUAGGUUGGGCCCACACCUGAUUUCCAUUCGUGUGUUCACACAUCACAGAACAAAUCACAUGAAUCUGGAACACCAACCAGAGUUCGAAUAUAAGGGACCAAAUUGUGUUUGUGUGUGUGUUACCCUAGAGUGUGGUUAGUUGUGGUGUGUAUUUUUUUUUUUUUGGGUUGAAGGGGGGUCACCCAAAUUCAGAAACUGGAUUUCACUGAAUUCAUUUGGAAGCUCUCAGUUUUGAGGGUUUCAGACCACUUCCGGACUGACCAAACUAACAUGACAGAGGUUCAAAAGUGAAAUACGAUGUGAAAGCACCCCUAAAUGAGGUUAAAUAUUUGCAUUAGUAACUGACUCAAUGAACUCCAGCUAGGUUAUAAUGGACCAACCCUAGGAUAAACAUGGGUCAUUUUUGGGGAUUAAAAUGGACCAAAGUGUGAAAGGACCUUUCAAAGUCGUAGUAUGUUUGGUUUGGUCUGAACUGGAGUUCCGGAUUUGAUCAAAUGAACCGCACAGAAUGUAAACCCGAAUUAUAGCCUUCGGUCUUAACUAGAGUAGAAUUAGCAGUGUUUCGUGCUGGUUUGGAAGCGCCCUUAAGAAGUUUUGGCUGUGAUGUGACUCACCAGCGCCGUCUAACGGACACGCUCGGUAUUACAAGACAUGUCCGAAUAUCCUUUUGUAUUUUUUUUAUCAGUGCUGUGUAGCUGACUCGCUGAAUCUACUUGUGAUGGAGUUUGACAUGCUUUGUUGAAAUGGCAGCCCUGCUUACCUCACACAUCCACACGCAGACAUAACGCCUAGCGCUCCGCCACGGAAAGAGCACACCAAGAGACUCUUAUUUUGGUAAGAGGAAAGUGUUUUUAUUUUUGAAUCCCCCCCCCCCUCCCCCUUGAGAAAUGUACAAGCACAACGUCCCCUCAAGAAAUGAUUGACUUAAUCACAAUGUAUGAUUUCAUUCUAUUGGAUUGAAAGAGAACCUGCGGACCAGCCUGUGGGAGCUUCAUUGUACAGUGCUAUAAAAGUGUCAAAUAAAUGCCUCACCCCUAA